UGUCACAAAUACCUGGGAACUCUGGUGAUAUGCUUCGAUCGGACAGUAUUUACUCUGACUCUCGCCAUUCACGGCUUGCGCGCUCCAAGAAUAGCCGCCGCUUAAACCGCCGGGAAGGAAGUGACAUGCUUCCUUCCACUCACUACACACACUUGGAGAGAUUAGCGCGCAGGCAGCGGUAAUCUGGUUUCAGGACCACGGCCAGAGACGCCGCCCCGGGCCAUGACUCCUGUGGAAAGUUGUCCCCUGCUCCUCCUGGACAUCACCGGACACCGGAGAGUGUGAGGAAAGUUCAUUUAGGACACCGAGGAGGAAAGCAAAGGGCAAAGGGGCACUGACCAUGUGGAGGACGUUUGUGGAAAAUCAGAGUUGCUGACUGCAGCUCCAGGAAACUGCGAGGGUUAAGGAGGCUGGUGAUCAAGUAAAAUCAAGUUUCUUUGUUUUUUUGGUUUUUUUUUGUAUGUGAGAGUGAGAGACACGAGGCGGAGGGAGCAGGAGAGGAGGAGGAGAAGCCUGUGCGCUCGGGCGGGAGCGCGCAAAGACUGCACCUUGGUCGGAACCUGGAGUCGUGAGGAUGGAGAUCCGGCCGGACAGGUUUAAGGCCGUGGCAGCCAAGACUCUCGGGAAAAUAUACGGAGCUCUCGAGAAGAAGCAGGAAAAUGGCGAGACCAUUGAGCUGUCGGCGGAGGGCCGGCCAGAGAUUGUGGAGGAGAAGGAGAUGCCGGUGGUGGACUGCACGUGCUUCGGCCUGCCCAGGCGCUACAUCAUCGCCAUCCUCUCCGGUAUUGGCUUCUGCAUCUCCUUUGGAAUCCGGUGUAACUUGGGUGUGGCCAUCGUCAGCAUGGUCAACAGCCACAAGAUCUACAAAGACAACAAGGAGGUCAUAGUGGAACCUCAAUUUGACUGGGACCCAGAGACAGUGGGAAUGAUCCACGGCUCCUUCUUCUGGGGAUACAUCGUAACUCAGAUUCCAGGAGGAUUCAUCUGUCAAAAGUUUGCAGCAAACAGAGUGUUUGGCUUCGCCAUAGUAGCCACAUCAUGCCUGAACAUGCUCAUCCCCGCGGCCGCCCGGAUGCACUUUGGCUGCGUGAUCAUCGUCAGGAUAUUUCAAGGACUUGUAGAGGGUGUUUCAUAUCCUGCCUGUCACGGUAUUUGGGCAAAAUGGGCACCACCUCUCGAAAGGAGUCGCCUGGCCACAACAGCGUUUUGUGGUUCUUAUGCUGGUGCUGUGAUUGCCAUGCCGUUAGCUGGAAUCCUGGUCCAGUACUCAGGAUGGUCCUCGGUCUUCUACGUCUACGGAACUUUUGGGAUCAUGUGGUACUGUUUCUGGACCCUGGUGUCUUAUGAAAGUCCAGCAGCUCAUCCCACCAUCACUACCGAGGAGAGGACAUAUAUCGAGGAGAGCAUAGGAGAGACUGCCCAACACACAGUAACGAAAUUUAACACCCCAUGGAGGGCCUUCUUCACGUCCAUGCCAGUGUACGCCAUCAUCGUGGCUAAUUUCUGCAGAAGCUGGACUUUCUACUUGCUUCUCAUCAGCCAGCCCGCGUACUUCGAGGAGGUGUUUGGGUUCGAGAUUAGCAAGGUGGGCAUAGUUUCUGCACUUCCCCAUCUGGUUAUGACCAUCAUCGUGCCCAUUGGCGGCCAGCUUGCUGACUAUAUGCGCACGAACCACAUCAUGAGCACCACUAACGUCAGGAAACUUAUGAACUGUGGAGGGUUUGGGAUGGAGGCAACUCUGCUGCUGGUGGUGGGCUUCUCUCAUACUAAAGCUGUUGCCAUCACAUUCCUGGUCCUGGCUGUGGGUUUCUCUGGCUUUGCCAUUUCAGGUUUCAAUGUCAACCACCUGGACAUUGCACCACGAUAUGCCAGUAUCCUCAUGGGUAUCUCCAACGGUGUGGGCACCUUGUCUGGUAUGGUUUGCCCACUUAUAGUUGGUGCCAUGACAAAGCACAAGACUCGAGAGGAGUGGCAGGGCGUGUUCCUUAUUGCCUCACUUGUACAUUACGGAGGUGUUAUAUUCUAUGGACUCUUUGCAUCCGGAGAGAAGCAGGCUUGGGCCGAGCCGGAGCAGCUGAGCGACGAUAAAUGUGGCAUCCUGGACGAGGAUGAGCUCGCGAACGAGACGGAGGAGCUGUAUCGCACAAGCGGCGGGGCAGGCUACGGAGCCAUGAACCAAGGUGCGGAUCCUAAUGGAGGCGGUGGCAUUGCAGGAGGAGGAGGAGGAGGCUGGGUCUCAGACUGGGACAAAACUGAGGAGUAUGUACAACCAGCCGGGGCCAAUAAUUACCUUUAUGGAGGAGAGGGGGACCGGGAGUUAACAUAAAACCAGCAGGUCCUCUGCACACAGCCUGUAGUGAGGCAGAAACUGUGCAUCGGCCGUGUCGCGUCUCACCGGAUGACUUUAAAAGUGCGGAUUUAAAACGGAAGCCGGGAAGGACGAUUCUCAGCAAGUCUGACUAUAUUAAUACAACUGAACUGAAUUCAAAGAGACUGCACAGUGGAGGUGAAGAAAAUUAGUAGAUGUAAAAUGUGUGUUUGUGAUUGCAAUUGUGUACCUUGUGUGACAGACACUUUAAGUAGGAGAGUAGUAGGACCUGUCAGGCUCCCUGUGAUAUCUGUUGGAGACGGGCUGUGUUUUAGGCCUGGUGUGGCUUUUCGUUGACGUGUAUCCAUUGUAAUAAUUAUAGACCUUUAUAUAAGAAUUGACAGGACAUUAGCAACCCUCUCAUUAAAGUCAUUCCGAAUCUCUAGGCGCACAUUGGUCACAAGCGCAUCUGUUGAUGGAUGAAAACUUACUGAGUUGUGGAGUUUCUGCAACCCAUAGCCGUGUAUGUACUGUACCUCCACUGAAGUUAAAGUUUUGUCUCUAAUGUGCACACUUUUAAGAAAAAGCAUUUUCCUUGUGCCAAUACAACUAAAUAUGUUUGCUCUCUAGUAUUAAUUUACUUAUCCACUGAGAAGGUAAUGGAACAUCUGCAAAUAUUACUGUUUUCUGUUGAUAGCUUCAAUACGGAUUAUUUCUAGAUGCAGAAGUUUGAAUUCCUCGUGAAAAAAAAUGUUUUAUGUACCAGGCCUCUAACCUGUCUGCCUGUUCACAAACUGGGGAAUAAAAAAUGUCUCAUACAGGACUGCAGGUGAAUCCGGGGUAAAAACAAUCCUUUAUUAAAUUGAUAUCUUAGGCUACAUCCUCACUAUGACGUUUUUGUUUGAAAAUACAUCAACUCUGCUAAUGAUACGCCUGGCAUCCACACUACUCGUCAGGCUGCUAUCAGAUGACCCUCCUUCUGGAAGAAAACAACCAGCAUUUGCCUCGGCUAUCAGAGUAGAAUGAGACAUAGAUUAUCAAUUACAAAUGUUGCUGACCCUGUUAGUUGCAAUUAAAUUCUGGAUAUUACAACGAUACAAACUGCACUAGAUGAUGUAAACUGCUUACAUGCGUAUUAUUAGGUAUUAUUCAAGCGAUGUCGUUUGUAGCCUAGCUCGUUCUGCAACUAACAACCAAAUGUGUACGUGAGUGGUCACGUCAUAUGUGUUUUCAGGCAUGUUAGAAGGGACGGGGAUUAAAGCUGAUUCGGAGCCAAAAUCCUCAUGUGGACAUAAAUAUUUUUUUGUUUGAAAAACGCCAUUUGAAACAAAAACCCUAGUCGUGUGGAUUUAGCCUUAGAUGAGGUCCUUUAAAAACUGUUUUCUCAAAAAUGCUUCUCAUGUAACAUAUUCUUCAUCCAUAUUAUUCUAUUGUGUCUUUGUUGUGUUCAGGCUCUUCAUGCUCUAAGUGUUAACAUAUUCUCUUUCAGGCAAGACACUGCUGCCACAGUAUUAAUAACCCUAAGAACCCCAGCACAUGCCGGUCUCUCACAGCAGUGAGCCGAGGCAGUCGUGUGGUGCCGCUUAUGUAGCAUACAUCAAAAUUAACGAGCAAAGUUAGAAGGGGGACGUUUUGCUUUGCUUAAAUCUAUAGUGCAGCAGUCUGAGGAUAUGUGAAAAUGAUCUGUGAAUUUAAGGCCAAUUAAACAUAAGAGGCUGAUAAAGGACAACUUAACAUUUCACAGUACAUGAGCAAUUUCUUGAAUUUUUCUUAGCCGAUGUACGAUGUAUUUAGCUAUAACCCCAAAGUUAGGGUAUAAUAUAUCCCUGUGUUAGACUGUGAGAUGGUAACUGGCUGUUACUGUUUCAUGAAUUGAGUUCACUGAUUAUAUAUUGAAUAAAUGUUAGGGUUUUUACAGUUUUUUGUCAUUUUUUUCAUUAAUUUAUUGUUUCAUGUUUUGUUCUGGAUUGUUAACUCAAAUUGUAAAUGUAAAAAAAAUCCUGUACAUGUGAAAAAUUGUAUAAUAAAACCUAGAGGGGAUGAUUCCUGUACACUAA
This is a messenger RNA of Hippoglossus stenolepis (Pacific halibut), 4365 nucleotides long. RefSeq names its product vesicular glutamate transporter 1. Gene Ontology annotation, biological process: regulation of synapse structure or activity; neurotransmitter loading into synaptic vesicle; synaptic transmission, glutamatergic. Gene Ontology annotation, cellular component: synaptic vesicle membrane; excitatory synapse. Lineage: Eukaryota; Metazoa; Chordata; Actinopteri; Pleuronectiformes; Pleuronectidae. The record is from RefSeq and is a predicted model, not a curated record. Bases 575 to 2326 code for a protein of 583 amino acids. The transcript has 13 exons. Gene Ontology annotation, molecular function: L-glutamate transmembrane transporter activity; neurotransmitter transmembrane transporter activity.